AUGGGAGCUUCUUCUAAGCAGGAUCGAUUGAAGGAUGUGAAGUUUAAGCCUCCUGAUAGAGGCUUCGACUACUAUCUAUCCUGCCCAACGAAAGCCAAGUGCUACUGGAGCUGUUGUGUCGGAAUCGGGAAAGCGGAGUGGAAAUUAGAGGGUAUGCGUAAAGCUAGGAAGCCUAAUCGAGGCAAUUCUCUUUUCAGAACUCCUAUGGAUGCUGAGGAUUACUAUAUGGAUGAUGUUACAAAAGAAGAAAAGGAGGAUGCAUCAGAAUCUGAUGGUGUGUGGGAAUUUGAUUCUAGUACUUCUAGGGUUGCUUGUCAAGCUUCGAUCAAGGGUUCUAGUUCCAAUGUUAUGGAUGAAGUGACCAAGGAUUUGCCUCCGAGCAUUCAAGAGGAUUCCAUUCCUUCAGAUAACACUGCAAACCUAUCUAAGCAUUGGGAAAUUCCUAAGGAUGCGAUUAGUAAGGAGAUGAAUAAGGAGGAAAAGGGGAUGGAUGAUACAGAGAAUGAGUUUAUACCUGGUAUUGGGAUUAAUUUUCUAAGUGAUGAGACUAUGGAAAAGGAGAAUUCAGUUGAGAAUAAUGGUGAUUUAGAUAAUCUGAACAAGUCUUAUAAAUGGGAUGAUAGUAGUAAUUUGGUGGUUGAUAAUGAUGUUGAUUUGAGUAAAGAAGAAGGGGAGAUCAAGGAUAACGGUCCACAUAAUUUAAGCUCUGAUAUGCAUUUGUCUUUGAAGAAGACUGCCACGGUUAUUAAUAGCAUCAACCUGGAGCCUUCUAUUCUAGGUGAUGCUAGUAAGGGAAGGCAAGAUAUGGAUGCUUCAAAUUAUAAAGGAGAGAAAAUUUUGAUUGAUAUUAAGGAUAAAGUUGGUUCUGGUCAGAAUAUAUCAUAUGCUAGAGCUCUAAAUGGUAGAACUCAUAAAGGGAAGUUGCAAGUUAAGUUUAUUCCUCCAAUUGAUGGAUCUGAUGAGGGGCCUGUUGUUUUGCCAGUUGAGAAUCUGAAGAAGGCAAGUAUUCCUUUUAUGAAUACCUUGUAUGGUUAUUUGCUUGACAAGAAGAUUGGAUUUCUAGUGAUUAGUGCAGAAGUUAGGAAAAUGUGGAAGAAUAUGGGUCUUGAAGAUCGGUGGCAACCGGGGUUGGCUCUCACUAAGGACUCCCAUAAAAGUGUACCUGUUUGGAUCAAGAUUUUUGAUCUUCCAUUGGAAGCGCGGGGUGCUGAGAAUCUUUGCAUCAUUGCUAGUAAGAUUGGUAUUCCUCUGGCUUUUGAUUCUAUUAUAGAAGAUAUGUGUAUUGAGCACAAAGGGAGAAAUGUGUAUGCGAGGAUCCUAGUUGAUAUGUCGGCUGAUAAAUAG
Lactuca saligna is the source of this 1344-nucleotide messenger RNA. Lineage: Eukaryota; Viridiplantae; Streptophyta; Magnoliopsida; Asterales; Asteraceae. The record is from the annotation of a GenBank genome assembly.